Messenger RNA from Haemorhous mexicanus (house finch), 946 nucleotides. RefSeq lists its product as uncharacterized. The transcript is spliced from 3 exons. The record is from RefSeq and is a predicted model, not a curated record. NCBI's taxonomy places the organism in Eukaryota, Metazoa, Chordata, Aves, Passeriformes, Fringillidae. The coding region runs from base 1 to 729 and encodes 242 amino acids.
AUGAAGUUUCUCCAGGAAAGUCGGGACAGAAACACGCACCGUGGGGCUGAGCACCGCUGGGCAAUUCCGGCUGACGCAGCGGUGCUGCGCGGAAAACCCGCACAUGGCUUUGGGGACACGCACACACACGCGGAUCGGGGGGACGCGCACGUUCGGGGCUUUGGGGACCGCACAGACUCGGGGUUUGGGGAGCGCACAGACACCCGCGGAUUCGGGGACAGGCACACACAGGGAUUUGGGGAAGUCGCACCCACACGCGGAUUCGCGGACACGCACACACCCCGGCCCGCCGGCGUGCAGCCCGUACAACAUGGCAGGUCGGCGGCGAGCGCUCGGCCGGCCCCGCGGCCCCGCCGCCCGGGGAGCCCCUCGGGCCCGGCGGGGGCUGGCGGAAGCCUCGAGCCGACGGGCACAAGGAGAAAGGAGAAAGUUUUCCCCCUCCCACCGCGGCCCAGCGGAAAGUUACCGCCGCCCCCGCGCCGCCUCAGCCCCCGGCCCGCCAGCGCCGGCCUCCCCGCCCCCGCUGACAGCCCCGCGCCCCUUCCCCGCCGGCCCCGGAACGCGGCAGCGCCCGACCCGCGGCAUCGCCUCAGAGAACCCCCCGGCCCGCGCCCCGCGGCGGUGACAGCCCCGCCGCGCUCACCUCAGGCAGCAAACCGAGUAAGGAAUGUGUCAGGGACUACGAGAACGUUCCCAUUCCUUGUGUUUCUACAUGAAAUGCAUUUCUAGCCACACCCAUAAGGAACUUGUCUCUCCAGACACUACACAGUAGGGUAAGUGAGAGACCAAGAGCCUAGAAUGUCACUAUUCACUACAACAAGAUGCUCUGUGUUCAGUGGCGUGUCCUUAAAUUUUUUGGUGUGCUGGUAGAGACUUUUCUAAAUCAAUUUUUGAUAUAUUUUAAUCCUGGAAAUGCUUUUCAAAUAAAUAGCAAUACUGAACUCCA